AAGCGUCCAAUAAGAAGUCGAAAGGCAGUCAAGGAACUAUACAGCGCAGUCAGGAGACGGGAAUGGCUGUGGAAUUGCAAAGGAAUAUGAGUCGACAGCCAAGCCGGGAAUCCAACAACGGAAGCACAAAUAGCUACAACUCAGAGGGCAGUCCAAUCUUCCCAGCAGUUCGAGUUGAGACUCAGUUCAGUGACUUUUUGGAUGGCCUGGGCCCUGCUCAAUUGGUUGGUCGACAAACCCUUGCCACACCAGCUAUUGGUGACAUUCAGAUUGGCAUGGUAAAUAAGAAAGGCCAGCUGGAGGUGGAGGUGAUAAGAGCACGAGGUCUAAUCCAAAAACCAGGAUCCAAAUCCCUGCCCGCUCCAUACGUCAAAGUCUAUCUUCUCCACAACGGGGCAUAUGUAGCUAAGAAGAAGACAAAAAUUGCACGCAAGACACUCGACCCGCUGUACCAGCAGACGCUACAGUUUGAAGAAAGUCCACAGGGAAAAGUGUUACAAGUAAUAGUCUGGGGAGAUUAUGGACGCAUGGACCACAAAUCCUUCAUGGGAGUUGCACAAAUCCUACUAGAAGAGCUGGACCUCUCCAGCAAUGUUAUUGGCUGGUAUAAACUUUUCCCGCCUUCUUCCCUAGUCGACCCGACUCUUGCCUCUCUAACUCGACGUGCUUCUCAGUCAUCCCUGGACAAGGACAAUUCACCGGCACCCACCGGGGUCCGAUCAUAGUGGACUAACAAAAAUAAAGCACAUUCAAUACACGCCGAGAGACAACGGGACAACAAUAAGAGCCAGGCAGAAAAUGCGAUGAAAUAACACAAAGCUUUGUUCAAAUCUGACAAUCACUCCUGUGACUUUGUUUUUAUGUCUCCUCUAUGUGGGUAGCCCGUGUUCUGCCAAAUUUGUUUGUCCUCGACAAAACCAUUUGUUUCUCUCACUGAGAUUUAGGGCUGUCUUCACUAGCACAUGGGAAGCACCGCUUUUGUGGGCGACAUUAGAAAGCAGGGUGGUCUUCAGUCAAGUCUUCAUUAAAGAAAUAAUGUACGUUAGCUAGUUUUUAACAGAGCAUCAGAAUGUAUUAACCCAAAAACAAAGGUGACCUCUGACCAAGGGAUUGUGGGGUUUCAGUUGAGGCCCUGUUUAAACCCUGUUUGUACCGAACGUCAAAGGUCAGGCGCUGUAAAGAUGUAGGGUGUCCCCUGGGGAGGUUGUCCGGAAGGGCAGGGCCCUUGUUGGUGCCUAAACCUGGAGGACCCAAAGCCAUGGUCUGUUUAGUUUAAAACAAACAAACAAACAAACAAAUAAAAAGAUUAUGUAGUUCCUCUGUUUUCAAUGUGACUGCUAACGGAGGCCAAAUUUAUUUUUAAUUCUGUUUAUUUAUUUCCUUUUUUUU
This is a messenger RNA of Danio rerio (zebrafish), 1389 nucleotides long. NCBI's taxonomy places the organism in Eukaryota, Metazoa, Chordata, Actinopteri, Cypriniformes, Danionidae. The record is from RefSeq and is a predicted model, not a curated record.